AUGCCGAAGAAAAAGAAAACAAACCUGAAAGCCAUCAAGCUUAAACAGAGAGAAAGAAAACGAGAGAAGAGGCUUCAUGAGGUGUCCUGCACUACUGAUGUAGAGAGUCUGACUACAGAAUUGUUACAAAAGGAUAAAAGAUCCUUAGCCCAGAAUCAGGCUUCUCUUAGAGAGAAAAAGAUUCAUUCAAAUGCCCUGGGAGUUGCAUCUCCCCAGGGAAGUCUGAGUACCGUAUACGUGUGUACGACACCGAUCUCUGAUUCCGUUUCAUUGAGUACUUCUGAGGAAGUAUCUGUCUCUGAUUCGGUCUGUACUCCUCUGAGGGUACCCUGGCACAAUGAUGGCUUAGCGCCAUGCCUUGCAGAUCAGACGCAACCAUUUCUAUCAAUGCAAGAUAGUAUGGUUAUGGAAAAAGAUGCUCAAAUGUCUAACUUGGUAACAAAAACAAAACAGUCUAACUGGGUAACAGAAAAUGAGAAGUCUGACUUGGUAACAGAAACUGAAAAGUCUAACAUGGUGAUUGAAAAUGAAACAUCUGACAAGGUCACAGAUUCAAAAAGUUACUGCAAAAUUGCAAAGAAAUCAUCUGCAGUUGAAUUGAUGGAGUCAAAUGAUGAGAUGCAAAUGAAUAACAUGUAUACCUCAGUUCAGGGAAACUUUCAUCAGGCAAAUGACUUGUUUGGAUUAAAUGCUGGAUUACAAUGUGUUCCAAAUUGCUUAUCAGCAUUAUCAUACCAUAAAAAUAAACCAGCCCAUUUAUGGCAGUCAUCAGACAUGGACAAAAUUUUGACAACUGGAAAUGAACUGUAUGAUACAUUGCAGAGAUACACAAAUAUUGGACAUCAUUACUUGCUUAUAUCAGACCUCCCAAGGAAUCUUGAUAUCCAUUCAGAAUUGUUUUCGAUGUCAUUUGCUGAAUCAAUUGCCACUUUGAUACCCAUAUCAAUGGAGCAGGAAAUGCCAGAUUUAAGUCAGUUUAAUGCUAAACCAUUGAAAGAAGCAAUACAAAGCAGUCUUGAAAACACAGAUGGCUGUUUUAUAUGUUUUGGAGACAAUACAUUUUUGUGUGGUGUUUUAAGCAACGGUUUCUUUCUGUUUGACUCUCAUUCUAGAACAUCAUCAGGAAGAAUGUCUGCAAAUGGGAAAAGCACUUGUAAAAUUGUUAAAACUGUUGAUGAAGUUCAUAUGCACAUUAUUGAAUUGGCACUUUCUAUGGGUUUUUCUAAUGCUAUAGAAUGUGAAAUAACAGGAAUGUGUUGCAAGAAAGAUGGUAUUGAAGAAAAUGUUGAGAAUGAACAAGUUCAAGCACAUAAUCUAAUGUCUUGUGAUGUUGUUUACAUUCAACAAGAGAAAACUCCUAAAACAGAAUUUCAUCAGUUGUCAGAAAAUGCCAAGCUAACGCUUUGUUCAAACCUGCAAAUCCCGUUUAUAGCAAAGAAACUUUGUAGCGAAGGAAAAAAACCAGAUACAGCCAGGUCACCUCUUCAAUGCAAAAUAGUUUUGGGUGAUGGAAAUUGCUUCUUUCGAGCUUUAUCAGUAUGCCUCUCAGGCUCUGAGGAAUCGCAUGAAAUUUUAAGGUCUAAAAUGUGUACACAUGUCACACAAAACAAGGCUUUGUUCAAAGGACUUUUAAGAUCACCCAGCCAAUCAUUAGAAGAUUACUUAAUGAGUAUGAGUUGUGUUGGUACUUGGGCAACUGAAUUUGAAAUAAUAGCCAUGUCACACAUGUUGAAUGUCAACAUUUUCACAUAUUCUGAUUGGGCAUGGAAAAAAUAUUCAGGCAGCCUUGUAGACAGACUAUUCUCACCAAUAGAUGGAAGUAUUUAUCUUAAUCAUGUCAAUGGAAAUCAUUACAAUGUUGUAGAGUCUGUGUUAAACACAAUGGUUUUACCAAAUGGAAAUGAAAGCAAUUGUGACGAAGUCGUAAACGCCAAUAUCAAAACACAGAAAAGGAUGCACACUAAAGAAUCUGCAGAUCAUUCAAGUCGUGAACAGGAUAAAAAACGAAGGAAAUUGUGGUUCCAAAAGCAGUAUCAAAACAAUAAUCAAUUUAGGGAAAAUAUACUUCAAAAGAGGAAACUUGAUUAUCAAAGCCAAAGAGAGAGCAAAUUAAUGAAAUUGAAAACAAAAUACAAAGAGAUGGAAGGCUUUAAAAGUAAACUGAAAAGGUACAGUAAGGACAAGUAUGAAACAGAUGAAAAACACAAAAGUCAGAAAAAGGAUUACAGCAAACGAGAGUACAGCUCAAAUGUAAAGCAUAGAGAGAGGAAAAAGGAAUUGAGCAAAGAAAAGUACAACACAGAUAAAAAGCAUCAAGAAGAGUUGAAAGAAAGAACUAAAUCAAAGUACAAAAACAAUCUAGUAUUUCAGAAAAAAAUGAGAGAGUACAGCAAAACUAAAUACAAAACUGAUGUUGUUUUUCAGAAGAAACUAAGGGAGUAUAGUACAAAAAAGUACAAUACUAAUGACUCAUUCAAAAGGAAAUUGAUUGAGUACAGCACAAAAAAAUAUAAAACUAAUGAAGGUUUUAGACAAAAGGUUAGAAAAAGCCUAAGACUGAAGUACCAAGACAAAGAUUUUCAGCAGAGAAAGAAAGAAUAUGGAAAAGAAAGAUAUCACAAGAAACCAGAACUCAAAGAAAAAGUAAUGCAAAGCAAAAAGAGACGAAGAAAUAUUAAUGCAUCAAAAUGUGUUGAUACAGAUUAUGUAUUGGAGAAUUUCCAGAAGAAAGCUUCAGAGGGGCCUUGUUAUGCAUGUUCUUCAUGUCAUCGACUUCUAUUUAAAAAUCAGGUGGAGAAAUGUGAUUUGGAAUCAUUUAAAGAAAAAUCAGAGUCAAUAUGGAAUGUUGCAAGACAAUGCAUAUCUGACAAAUAUCUACACACUUGUUCAGCACAUUGUCCUCUAAACUGUACUUUCUCCUCUCAUUGGAUAUGCAAAACAUGCCAACGAAAAAUUAUGAGUAGUCAAAUUCCUGCCGAAUGUGCUGCAAACAACAUGCAACUGUUUGAUGUACCAGUUGAGCUAGAGAAUCUAAAUACACUGGAAAAACAUUUAAUAGCACUGCACAUUCCAUUUAUGAAAGUUGCUGCAUUGCCAAGGGGAGGUCAGAAUGCUAUAUAUGGCCCAGUUGUAUGUGUUCCAUCAGACCCAAAGAAAGUCGAAGCUCUGCCAAGAAGAGCAGAAGAAGAUAUGGUAAUAAAAGUCAAGCUUAAACGCAAACUUUCGUACAAGGGUCAUUAUGAAUACCAAUUUGUCAAUCCACUACAUGUUCAAGAAGCAUUAAGGUAUUUAAAAGAACACAAUAGCUGGUAUUCAGAAAUAGACACUACAGAGGACUGCAUUCGCAAAGAUUUGGACAAGGAAGAAACUUCUUUGGAUGCUGAAAAUGUGGGAACAACAGAACAAAAUGAUUCAGAGCAAGAUCUUCAGACUGGAGUUCAAUAUGACACUUGCCUACAACCAGUUGACAUAGGUCAGGAGGUUCUUGAUCAUUAUUUCAAUGAUAUAUACAACAUAGCACCAGCAGAGGGAAAAAAUCCAGUUCGAAUGCUUCAAGAAGAUGGAAAUGAAGCAAAGUCUUUUCCACAUUUAUUCCCAAAUGGGAAAAACACAUGGACUGAGAGUAGAGAAAAGAGGAUUACACUUGCAAAGUACUUUAACAACAGAUUGAUGAAUGCUGAUGGUAAGUUUGCGAAAGAUAUUGAUUAUAUAUUUUUCAGCCAAUAUCUAUCAGAACUGAAGCAAGUUAUUGAUAAGACACAAAUAUCGAUUCGAAAGUCUUCUGUGAAAACAAAACAAGGGACAAAAGUUACAGCGAAUAUGUUGCAUGAUCCAGAGAUUUUGAAAGAAAUGUUUAAAUCUGAUGAAGCUUUGCGCUUUCUUCAACCCAUACGUGGAACACCAUCAUUUUGGCAAAGUGUACAAAAGGACUUGUUUGCAAUGUUAAGGCAGCUAGGUAUACCGACUUGGUUUUGCUCAUUCUCUUCGGCUGAAUUCAGAUGGCAUGAAAUUAUUAAUGUCUUAUUGCAUCAGCAAGGUGAUGACAGAAAAGUGGAUGAGCUAGACUGGACGGAAAAGAGUAAAUUGUUGAAAUCAAAUCCCGUAAUUGUUGCACGCAUGUUUGAACGCAGAUUUCAUGUAUUUCUUCAUGAAGUUAUAUUAAGCCCAGCAGAACCCAUUGGAAAAAUUCAGGACUACUUUUACCGAGUAGAAUUUCAGCAAAGGGGUUCACCACAUGUGCAUUGUAUGUUCUGGGUUCAAAACGCCCCAAAUUUAGUGCAAGACGGAAAGCAGACAGUGUGUGAUUUUAUUGACAAAUAUAUCACAUGCUCCAUUCCAAGCGGAGAGGAAGAUUUUAAGUUGCACAAUGCUGUUCUCCAAGUCCAGCAACACAGUAAAAACCAUUCUAAGUCGUGUAGAAAAGGUGGGAAAGAAUGUCGAUUUAAUUUCCCCAGACCGCCAUCAAGCAAAACGUUCAUUUCAUCACCAACUGAGGAAACAUCAAAAGCUGAAGUCGAAGUUGCAGAUGAUGAAAUAAAGCUACAAAGAUCAGAGGCAAGGAAUGUUUUACAGAAUGUUUGGGAAAAAAUUCAAGCCGAUGAUUUUGAUGUUGAUAAAACAACAACAGACAUUUUCAAAGAUCUUAAAAUCACACAAGAGCUCUAUGAAGAAGCGUUUCAGUUGAUGACGGCGAAACAAACUAUUGUCCUUAAGAGAAACCCCAAAGAACAGUGGAUUAAUCAGUAUAAUCCACAUUUACUUAAAUGCUGGGAUGCCAAUAUGGACAUACAGUUUGUUCUUGAUCCUUUCAGUUGUAUUGUCUAUGUGGUCUCCUAUAUAUCAAAAGCUGAGAGAGAAAUGGGCAUGCUUUUGAAACAGACAAAGAUAGAAGCUUCUGAAGGAAACAUGAAUGCAAAGGAAACCAUGAAAAAGAUUGGAUCGGCAUAUUUAUCUAAUCGGGAGGUCAGUGCUCAAGAGGCUGUUUUUCGAAUUUGCAAUCUGAGAAUGAGAGAAUGCUCGAGAAAAGUGGUGUUCGUUCCAGUAGGAGAAAACCCGACAAGGUUGAGCAAACCACUCUCUGUAUUGACUAAAAACAAAACACAGAUCCCUGAACUGGAAGACGGUGAUUCAGAGAACCAGAACGAUGAAGAUGACAUUUGGAUGACGAACAUUGUUGAUCGCUAUCAACAAAGACCCGUUUGUGAACCUUUUCCAAAUAUGUGUCUAGCAACAUUCUGUUCUGAAUACAGAGUUCUGUCAAAGUCACAAAUUCCCCAAAAGCAACGCGAGGGUGUUUAUAUGUUGCAGAAUAACAAAGGGUUUGUUCAAAAAAGAUGUAAAACUGAUCCAGCUGUUAUUCGGUAUCCGAGGUUCAAUACAGAAAAGAACUCUGAAAAACAUUAUCAAUCUCUUCUUCAGUUGUAUCUACCUUACAGGCAAGUAGUACAUCUAAAGCCGCCAGGGUUUGACAUGUAUCAAACAUUUUACGAAAGUGGUUAUGUUUGUUUAGAAGGAUCUAACAAAUUAGAGCAUGUGAAACAAAUUGUAGAUACAAAUUGGACACGUUUUGCUUCCAACGAACAGAUGUUAAAUGAAGCUCAACAAGUGUACGAAUUAGUUGGAGAUGUUCAAGACGCAUGGGCUUCAUUAUGUCCAGAAACCGAGAAUGAGAGGGAUUUAUGUGAAAUGCAAAAAAGAAAGACUCAUGAUAAUGUCAAUACUGAUUCUAUUCCAGAGCUUGAAACGCCUGAUCAUACUUUGAACAUAGCAUAUACAGUGGCACAUCAAAACACUUCAAGGGAAGAAAUAUUUCCCAUGUUGAGGUCACUGAAUUACAAGCAACGCAAAAUGUUCUAUCAUUUGAGAGAGUGGUGUUUAAAGAAAGCUGCUGGAUGCAACCCUACACCAUUUUAUUUGUUUGUGACAGGAGGUGCAGGAACUGGCAAAAGUCACCUUAUCAAAUCAAUUAAUUAUGAGGCUUCUAGGCUUUUGCAAAAAAUUUGCUCUGAACCGGAAGAAACUACAAUAUUGUUGACAGCAUUUACAGGAACAGCUGCAUUCAAUAUAGGUGGUUGCACAAUCCACCAUGCAUUCUCUUUGAAUAAGUACAUGCCAAUUCCAUACGAACCACUGAGAGAGCAAAGUUUAAGUCCACUACGUGCUAAGUUGGAAAAUUUGCAAAUACUUGUCAUAGAUGAAGUAUCCAUGGUUUACAAGAAACUGUUGUAUUAUAUACACGAAAGGCUGAUACAAAUUAAAAGAAAUAAGUGUCCUUUUGGUGGUGUAUCAGUUCUUGCCGUUGGGGACUUUUAUCAACUACCACCCGUGAAGCAAAGUAAAGCUGAAAGAUUGUACAAAGAAAAUGCUAGCUAUCCUUGUGACUUUUGGAAUGAGUAUUUCAAACUUGUAGAGUUAGAUGAAAUAAUGCGUCAAAGGGAAGAUCUAGCCUUUGCAAACAACCUCAAUUCGCUACGUACUAGAACUUUAAAUCAGGAAUUAGGAGAACAGGUUUUGCAUAUGCUGAAACGAUGUAUUCGAGUAGGAAAUGAAAAUGCUUUACAUGUGUUUGCAACAAACGAUGAGGUGAAUGAACAUAAUUUGAAGAUGAUUAAGGGUACUUGCACAGAUUUACGAGAAAUAUUGGCAAAAGAUUUCGAAAGGGACAAAACAAGUGGGAAAAUGUCUUUGAGGGAAAAGCCGUUUGUACGACACAAAAGCGAUGGUAUGUCCAGCUUGCUAGUAUUAUCUGUUAAUGCAAGAGUCAUGUUAAUUCGAAAUAUUGAUGUAUCAGAUGGACUUGUAAAUGGGGUUAUUGGAACAAUCACUGAAUUUCAAGAAGAAUCAAAUGGAGACCUUAAAUCAAUUAAUGUUUUGUUUGACAACCAAAUUGUUGGCAAAAAAAGCGGAAUAAGAAAAGAUGAAAGUUUUGUCGUUCAGAUUCAUAGAAGUGAAGAAGAAAUGAAAACAGCAACAAAUAAAACUUUCAUCAGACAUCAGUUUCCGCUUCGAUUAGCAUGGGCUUGUACUGCACACAAAGUGCAAGGACUUACAACUUCUGAAAUAGUUGUUAAUUUAAACAGAGUUUUCUCUCCUGGUCAGGCAUAUGUUGCUCUAAGUAGGGUUACGUCUGAGCUAGGUUUAAGUAUAUCAGUUUCCAGUGACAAUGUACUAAAAAACAAAAUUUAUGCCGAUAAAGAGGUGUCCGAAGCACUGUCUAAAAUGCCGCAUCUCUUCAGAGACAAUGAUUGUACAAGAGAUCACACAGUGGACAGAACUAUCGUUCUUCACAAUGUUCAAAGCCUCCGCAAGCAUUUUGAUGAGAUGGUACACGAUUCCAGAAUUUUAGAUUCAGAUAUGAUAUGCUUGACUGAAACAUGGUUGACGAAUUUUGACGACAUAGAAAAAUUCUAUAUCGAAAAUUUCAAAUUUCACCAGCUUACAAGAUAUCAAGCCUACGACGACGUGGAUGACAUUUACAAAAAGUUAAAAACAUCAAAAGGCGGUGGCAUAGCAAUAUAUAUUAAAAAUACCUGCAAUAUUAUAAGAAAACAGCUUCCUGUAAACAACAUUGAGGGUAUUCUUUUGGAAGAUCCAAUGAAUCAAGUUAUCUAUGUUGUUCUUUACAGACCAAACGUUUACACCUCCCAGAAAUUUUUAAUGAAUUUAGAAAUGCUUUUACAGGAGUUGGACAACAAAACAGACGACAAGGUUGUUAUGGGAGACUUUAAUGAAAAUUUAUUUGCAUCGGAUGUUUCAGUUUUCAAACUCAUGGAACAAUAUGGAUAUCACCAGUCUGUAGAUUUCCCAACUACAGAAAAUGCUACACUUAUUGACCAUGUGUAUUCAAAACUACAUCGAUCAAAAAUUCAAGCAAAGCCGAUGCCAAUUUAUUAUAGCUACCAUGAGGCUAUUUCAUUAAAUAUUUCACAGAUAAGCUACUAG
This is a messenger RNA of Magallana angulata, 7941 nucleotides long. RefSeq lists its product as uncharacterized. The record is from RefSeq and is a predicted model, not a curated record. The coding region runs from base 1 to 7941 and encodes 2646 amino acids. Lineage: Eukaryota; Metazoa; Mollusca; Bivalvia; Ostreida; Ostreidae. The transcript has a single exon. Gene Ontology annotation, molecular function: DNA helicase activity. Gene Ontology annotation, biological process: telomere maintenance; DNA repair.